CCUGAUGUCUCGAAGAGGUGGAAUGUUGAAAAAGCUGAGCACCGUGAUUCGCGAAGUUACCGCAACCAGAAAUCCGGCUACUAGUAUCAUAGCCAUGUUAGAAGAGAUGACCAAGGGCAGCAACCAGAUGACUAUACACUUCCCGAAGGAUAUGAUGAGCAGUUUGAUCCACGUAGCCGACGAAGAGCUGCGCCAGAGGCAUUCCCCCUCCGUGAUGUCGAGCACCGUAGCAGAACCGUUGUAUGCCGUGCUGUCACGCACCCUAGGCGUCAGCGAAUUCGGGGACUACGGCGGGCUGUACGUUAACAGCGUCCUUAAGACCAGGAAUCUCGCUCUCAUUUCAGGCAUACUGGAGAAACGACCAAUGGACUUUCUACUUUAGUGAAGAGAACGUGAGCUUAAUGCUCGAUGUAGCUAACGAGGAGGCGAAUCAGAAGAAUUGCCAUUCUGAGAUGAAUAGCGCAGAGGAUACUUUGCAUGCCACACUUCUAGAAGUCCUACAUGACAAGCGCGACUUCACGGGGAAGUACAUCGCCAGCGUUGUCGAAACCGCGAAUCCGUUUCUCAUUAGAACGAUGUUGGAAAAGAUCAAGAAAAAGAACUGGACGACUUCUGAUUUCCCCGAAGCGAGCACUCUCGUUCCCCGAAUGCUCGAGGUGGGAGGGGAUGAGGUGCGACAGAGUCUAUUAGACUUAGCACGCACUAGUACAGAGACGACGUUGGUUGGCGUCCUCGGCAUUGGCGAAGAGAACCCGACUUUCGUGCUGCAUUUUCUGAAAGAAUUUCUUUGGCCGCAUGAUAUUUUUACUUCCUGCAGCUUCGUCAUAGAGAUCCUAAAGUUCCUUCACG
Messenger RNA from Amoebophrya sp. A25, 849 nucleotides. The record is from the annotation of a GenBank genome assembly. Lineage: Eukaryota; Dinophyceae; Syndiniales; Amoebophryaceae.